Molecule: messenger RNA, 1503 nt
Organism: Rhizopus microsporus ATCC 52813
Lineage: Eukaryota; Fungi; Mucoromycota; Mucoromycetes; Mucorales; Rhizopodaceae
Product: Pkinase-domain-containing protein
Exons: 7
Coding region: 1-1503 (500 amino acids)
Biological process (GO): protein phosphorylation
Cellular component (GO): plasma membrane; cytoplasm; nucleus
Molecular function (GO): protein serine/threonine kinase activity; ATP binding
Source: RefSeq, a predicted model, not a curated record
AUGUCUAUUGUUUAUUCAUCUGACACUGACACCUGCAUCUCUCCCCCACCUCCAACUCACUAUAAGCUGAGUUGCCAUAGCAACAAUAGUGUUCACAGUGAUACUUCCACUGCAUUUACCGUACCAGACAAUUUCCAAGUAUCGAAGCCUGAAAAGACUCCAAAAUCAAACUCCUGGUUUAGUACAACAGCGUUUAGACCCAACAACAACAAAGCGAUUCGUAGAGUGGCCUCUGCUCCCAACGCAAAGGAAGAUAUUUAUAAAAUCCAACUUCAGCAAAAACAAGAUCAGACGGAGCGAAAAAAAGUAUGCAGAAGGACUUAUUCGACCGCUAGUAUAAAAAUAAAACAACUUCAAGUGGGACCAGCCAGCUUUGUCAAGGUGAGGAUGCUGGGAAAAGGAGAUGUUGGUAAAGUAUACAUGGUCAGACAAAAGGGGACAGAUAAACUAUUUGCAAUGAAAGUUUUAUCAAAGAAGGAAAUGAUUAAAAGAAACAAGAUUAAACGUGCUUUAGCAGAACAAGAGAUCUUGAUGACUUCCAACCAUCCCUUUAUUGUCACACUGUAUCACUGCUUCCAGAGUCAAGAUUACCUUUAUUUUGUCAUGGAAUAUUGUAUGGGCGGAGAAUUCUUUCGAGCAUUACAAUUAAGACCAGGAAAGUGUCUAAGCGAAGAAGGAGCCAAGUUUUAUGCAGCUGAAGUUACUGCAGCUUUAGAAUACCUCCACCUCCAAGGCCAUAUCUAUAGAGAUUUGAAACCUGAAAAUAUCUUACUACAUCAAAGUGGACAUAUUAUGUUGACUGAUUUUGACCUAAGUAAAGGAUCUACUCCUCCUGGUCGCCCUGGUGUCGUCUUAUCUAAAUCACCCAAUCAGCCACCUGUGAUCAACACUAAAAACUGUGUCAUGGGUCUACGUACAAAUAGCUUUGUUGGCACUGAAGAGUAUAUUGCACCUGAAGUCAUCAAAGGCUGUGGCCACUCUAGCGCUGUUGAUUGGUGGACAUUAGGUAUCUUGAUUUAUGAAAUGCUGAGAGAGAUGAUAUUGACUAUCUUACAGUAUGGUACAACCCCCUUCAAAGGGUCGGGUCGCAAUGACACCUUUUCUAGAGUCUUACAUAUGGAUGUUCAUUUCCCUCAUCAGCCUGCGCCCUACAGUGGAAGCAUAUCAAGCAAUGCAAAGAGUUUGAUUCGUAAACUUUUGUGCAAAGAUGAUAAUCAUCGGCUUGGAUCCCGCGCAGGCGCGGCAGAUGUUAAACAGCAUUCGUUUUUCAAAAACAUCAACUUUGCGCUAUUAAGAAACAUGACGCCACCUAUCAAGCCUGCAGUUCAAAAGCCAAACGGAAUAGACGCCAUUAACUUUAGAAAGAUGCAAGAAAGCAUUAGUCUUGAUUUAGAAGUAGAUGGGUUAAAAAUGAUCAGCACAGUAGAAAAAACCAAUCCUUUUGAAAAGUUUGAUUCACUAACACUCUACCAUGAUGGUGACUCUGAUACAGAAACAGAUUAA